Messenger RNA from Prunus avium (sweet cherry), 2641 nucleotides. RefSeq names its product zinc finger (CCCH-type) family protein. Gene Ontology annotation, molecular function: protein binding; metal ion binding. NCBI's taxonomy places the organism in Eukaryota, Viridiplantae, Streptophyta, Magnoliopsida, Rosales, Rosaceae. The record is from RefSeq and is a predicted model, not a curated record.
AAAGGAACGAAGACGAAGGAGGCAGAGGAGGUUGCUUUCAUAGGCUCUUCUUUUUGACUCAAAACCCAUAAACACUUAAAAGGAAGAAACGAAAAGUCUCUCUCUCUCUCUCUCUCUCUCUCUCUCUCUGCUAGAGUUUGGUCGUGUAGUUUAAAGAGGAGGAGUUGGGUUUUCUGAGCCACUCGGUGUUCUGCUCCUUCUAUCAUUUCUCUGUUGUGAGGAAGGGAGAGAUUUCCAUGUGCAGUGGUUCCAAGAGGAAACCUUCUUCCACUGACUUGAUCAUGGAGCGUGAGAAACAAGAAGGGAUGCGGUAUAGUUUUUCAAUUUUGCUUGAAUUAUCGGCCUCCGAUGAUCUAGAUGGGUUCAAAAGGGCUGUAGAAGAAGAGGGUCAUGAUGUUGAUGAGGCAAGCUAUUGGUAUGGAAGGCUAAUUGGCUCAAAGAAGAUGGGGUUUGAAGAGAGGACACCGCUCAUGAUUGCCGCUAUGUUUGGUAGCAAGAACGUGCUGAAUUAUAUCCUCCAAACAUGUCUUGUUGAUGUUAAUAGAGCCUGUGGUUCAGAUAGAGCCACGGCUCUUCACUGUGCUGCUGCUGGUGGCUCUUCUGCUUCAGCUGAGGUUGUCAAGCUCUUGCUUGCUACUUCUGCUGAUGCAAGUUCUCUUGAUGCUAAUGGAAACCAAGCAGGUGACUUGAUUGCACCUGCUUAUAGUUCAACCUUCAAUUCAAAGAAGAAAGCUUUGGAGGUCAUGCUCAAGGGUGUUCUUAGUAUAGAUGAACCUUUUGACUUUUCAGAGCAAAUGGUUUAUGAAACAGAAGGGCAAGAACAGCAAGAGAUUACAACUCCUCGUGCUUCAAAGGAUGGAACAGAGAAGAAAGAGUAUCCGAUUGAUCUUUCUCUUCCAGACAUCAAGAACGGAAUUUAUAGCACAGAUGAGUUUAGAAUGUAUACUUUCAAGGUCAAGCCUUGCUCAAGGGCUUAUUCACAUGACUGGACAGAGUGCCCGUUUGUCCACCCAGGGGAAAAUGCAAGGCGGCGUGAUCCAAGGAAAUAUCAUUAUAGCUGUGUUCCUUGCCCGGAGUUCAGAAAGGGGGCCUGCAGGCAGGGAGAUGCUUGUGAGUAUGCACAUGGUAUUUUUGAAUGUUGGCUUCACCCUGCCCAGUACCGUACCCGUCUUUGCAAGGAUGAGACUGGAUGCACUAGAAGGGUCUGUUUCUUUGCUCACAAGCCAGAAGAACUCCGUCCCUUGUAUGCUUCGACAGGUUCUGCUGUGCCGUCUCCGAGAUCAUUCUCAGCCAAUGCUUCUUCUCUGGACAUGGGUUCAAUUAGCCCACUUUCCCUCAAUUCUCCAUCUAUGUUAAUUCCUCCUGCUGCAACUCCACCGAUGACUCCCUCGGGAGCCUCUUCUCCUAGGAGUGGAAACAUGUGGCAAAACCAGCCAAACAUCGCACCUCCCACGUUGCAGCUUCCCGGUAGCAGGUUGAAAUCUACCCUAAGUGCUAGAGAUAUGGAUUUAGACAUUGAAUUAUUUAGUCUGGAAAGUCAUCGCCGCAGGCAGCAGCGCUUGAUAGAUGAGAUAUCUGGUUCCCCAUCCAGCUGGAACACUGGCUUAUCUUCUCCUUCAGCCUUUGCUGCCUCCGGGAAUCGAACAGGGGAGUUGAAUAGGAUAGGAGGAGUGAACCCUACUAACCUUGAUGAUAUUUUUGGAUCUCUAGAUCCUGCAAUUUUGCCUCAAUAUAAUGGGCCAGCAUCCCAGUUACAUUCUCCAACUGGGAUCCAGAUGCGCCAAAACAUGAACCUGCAGCCCCGUCCCAGCUACUCAGCCAGCCUCUCAUCCUCUCCUGUGAGGGCUUCUCCAUUGUUUGGAGCUGAUGCAUCUAGUGCAGCUGCUGUUUUUAGUUCAAGGUCGGCUGCAUUUGCAAAGCGGAGUCAGAGCUUCAUUGAGCGCAGUGCUGGCAACCGUAAUCCAGGGUUUUCUUCACGUGCCGAUUCUGGGACUUUAAUGCCCUCAAACAUUUCAGAUUGGGGCUCUCCUGGUGGCAAAUUAGACUGGGGUGUGCAGGGGGAAGAGCUGAACAAGCUGAGGAAAUCGGCUUCUUUUGGAUUCCGAAGCAGCGGGAGCAGUUUUUCAAAUGCUCCAACCAUGAUGCCAGGAACUGCUGAUGAGCCUGAUGUAUCUUGGGUUCAAUCUCUUGUCAAGGAUGCACCACCACCUUCGCAACGCGGGCAAUUUGGUUUUGAGGAUCAGCAGCAGCCGCAGUGCCACCCUAACAAUGGAGGUCCAGAGAUGCUCCCUGCUUGGGUGGAGCAGCUCUACUUGGAGCAGGAGCAGAUGGUGGCUUAAUUCUAAGUUCAGUCCCAGGAUUGCUCCUUCGUUAACCUUUAACGAUAUUAAUUUUUGCCAUUUUUUAAAUUUUUAUUGUAUUCAUCAUAAGUAGGUUCAAGGAACUGGAUAAGAGGGGAAAUACCCCUGACGGAGAAGAAAGAUAAGUCAUGCAGGAUGCAAGUUCUGCUCAUACUGUUUCCUUUUAAUUUAUCUCGUCUUCAUUGUAGUAUCCAUGUGAAUCUCAAGCAGAAAGAUGCUGGACUUGAGAUGGCCUUUCACCUAUGAUAUCAUUAAUUUAGAUAUUGUUGGUCGGUUGUAUA